AUGCAGACUACAUGGCAACAGCCAUCUCUCGACAUGGAGUGGAACAUGCAGCAGCCCUACCAGCAAUAUCCUUCUGCCUUCCAGUUCCUUGCUCUCGCCAACGAGACGCCCUCCAGAGUCUACAAGCGAAGGGCUUCGUCAAGAGUAUCCAAGCCCUCCAGUGCCGGCAACAGCCCGCACUCGCUGCCUCGCCGCCGCACCAUGACCAGCCAGUUGUGGGCAAACAAGCCUGAAGCUGCUCAUCCUGUGGCAGGAAACGUCGCUGUGAUGAAUAAUGGCCGCAAGUCGCGGCCGACGAGCUGGCACCCUUCAUCUCGUUAUGCAACUUUCAACCCAUACGCACAGCAGCAGCAACAACAACAGCAAAACUGCCAUCCGUCGUGGUUGAACCACGACUCUGCUGCUAACAUGGGACUCCAGCAAGACAACUCCACCUUUGGCAGUGCUUUGUCGACUCCAAUCACCUGUCCUGUCAGCGGCGAUCUCAUCUCCAACGACUCGUUUGCCAUGCUGGACAACUACUACGGCGCCUCCACCAUGACUCAAACGCAAACAUACGCCCCGGUCGAGUCGGUCGACAUGAUGUACCCUGGUUGGUCCAACAUGGCCUUUGCCGACCAAAUCUGGACGCAUCAUCCUUCUAGUGGCGGCUACUUGGCCGCAGCAGACCAAGUGGCCGACUUUUGCUGCCACGAGAGCGUCUCAUCCUCGGAUCCUUCGACCGCACCCGCCACGCCAGAUGUCACUGCUUUCAGCCACCCGGUCUACAAGAACGACGAGCAUUCCAUCUUGCCUCAAGCUGCCGCGGCCGCUGCCCGGGGAGACAACCUGGUCGCCCUCGGUCUUUACGACGAACCCCAGGUACUGUCUCUCGGCAGCAGCCUACUAGGCGGCACUCUCGAUUCGCUUCCUCAGGCCGGCAAGGGGCUCAAGCUAGAAGAGACCUUUAGCCCAGCGCCUGUGGCUGAAGAGGAUGAUGACGAUGCAGAGCAUGAUGAGGACUAG
Messenger RNA from Talaromyces rugulosus, 1005 nucleotides. RefSeq lists its product as uncharacterized. Lineage: Eukaryota; Fungi; Ascomycota; Eurotiomycetes; Eurotiales; Trichocomaceae. The transcript has a single exon. Bases 1 to 1005 code for a protein of 334 amino acids. The record is from RefSeq and is a predicted model, not a curated record.